CCCCCACAAGUGCUGAAGACCCAGACCAAGUUCCAGGCGAGUGUCCGGUUCCUGCUGGGCCCCCAGCUGCUGAAGGCAUCGGCCAAGCCCUACAUGGUGCGAGCUGACAUGGUGACAGAGAAGCAGGCGCGGGAGCUGGCGCUCAGCGCCUACAGCAACACCCUCAGCGAGAGCACUGGGGAGAUCAUGCAUAAUGUGGUGGCCCUGGAGACCAACCCCACCAGUGGGACCUGCUGUGCCAACUUCAAGAACGUGCUGCUGAAGAAGAUCAAGCGGUGCGAGCGGAAGGGAUCCGAGUCAGUGACAGAGGAGAAGUGUGCCGUCCUCUUCAGCACCACCGUGGCCCUGACCCCCAGCAACCUCUCAGUCCACCUCCAGGACCGGGUGCCCUUCGUGGUGGCCGAGCGGGUGCCCUGGGAGAAGAUGUGUGAUACACUGAACCUGAAGUUCAUGGCAGAGGUGCAGACCACCAAGGGGCUUCUCAAGGAGCACUACUUCUUCCUGGCCCAGAAGAUCUUUAAUGACCACAGUGCCAGCUUCGAGGACUUCCAGAGUCGCAGUGUCUCCUGGGCCCAGUUCAACAAGGAGAUCCUGCCUGGUCGGGGAUUCACCUUCUGGCAGUGGUUUGAUGGAGUCCUUGACCUCACCAAGAGGUGUCUCAAAAGUUACUGGUCAGACAGGCUCAUCAUCGGCUUCAUCAGCAAGCAGUAUGUCUGCAAGCUCCUGAGCACGGAGCCUGACGGGACCUUCCUGCUCCGCUUCAGUGACUCGGAGAUUGGGGGUGUCACUAUUGCUCAUGUCAUCCGGGGCAAGGAUGGCUCCAGCCAGGUGGAGAACAUCCAGCCCUUCUCUGCCAAGGACCUAUCCAUCCGGUCCCUCGGUGACCGCAUCCGGGACCUGGGGCAGCUCCGCAACCUCUACCCCAACAUCCCCAAGGACCAGGCGUUUGGGAGUCACUACAACAAGGAGCAGACAGGCAAGGACGGCCGGGGCUACGUCUCCACCGCCAUCAAGAUGACAGUGGAAAGCGAAAGGGACCAGCAGCCCCAGAGCACUGGGGGGGGGCUCCCGGAGACCUCCCAGGCUCCGGUGUUCAGCCUGCCCGUGCUGCAGCCCGAGCUGCACCUGGAGAGCAUGCAGUCAGUGCUCAGCCCCAUCUG
Messenger RNA from Antrostomus carolinensis (chuck-will's-widow), 1160 nucleotides. It is a transcript of the gene STAT6, whose product is annotated as signal transducer and activator of transcription 6. NCBI's taxonomy places the organism in Eukaryota, Metazoa, Chordata, Aves, Caprimulgiformes, Caprimulgidae. Gene Ontology annotation, biological process: regulation of DNA-templated transcription; signal transduction. Gene Ontology annotation, molecular function: DNA-binding transcription factor activity; DNA binding. The transcript is spliced from 9 exons. The annotation marks the transcript as partial. The record is from RefSeq and is a predicted model, not a curated record.